This is a messenger RNA of Cyprinus carpio (common carp), 4210 nucleotides long. Its product is annotated as dihydropyrimidinase like 2a. Gene Ontology annotation, molecular function: hydrolase activity, acting on carbon-nitrogen (but not peptide) bonds, in cyclic amides. Gene Ontology annotation, cellular component: cytosol; cytoplasm. The transcript has 14 exons. The record is from RefSeq and is a predicted model, not a curated record. Lineage: Eukaryota; Metazoa; Chordata; Actinopteri; Cypriniformes; Cyprinidae.
UGUGUGUAUCAGGGCGGGGUGUUUGCGCAUGCACGGUGGCUUUGGCCGUGUAAAUCUCCAUCAGUGUCUGUCUGGAGCGUCCUGCCGCUGCGCCGGAGCAAGAGAGAAAAGCCCGUCACCUGAAACACAGGGCGAAUUUCACCAUCCACAAUUAGAAUCUCUGCAGGAUUGUCUGGAAACCUUCCUCCAUCGCGUCCGGUUUGUUUUGUGCCGACGGCGGCGGGUGUCAUUGAGCUGCGGGGCGUCGCUUCUCCAAACGCGAAUCGGGAACCAUUACGCGCUCGGAUCUCCAGCCAUCAGCGCAGAGAUGUCCGGAUACCAGGGCAAGAAGAACAUCCCUCGCAUCACUAGUGACCGACUUCUAAUUAAAGGAGCGAAGAUAGUGAAUGAUGAUCAGUCUUUCCAUGCUGAUAUCUAUAUGGAGGAUGGAGUCAUCAAGCAAAUCGGUGAAAACCUCAUAGUUCCUGGUGGCGUGAAGACCAUCGACGCACAGGGCAGGAUGCUGAUACCCGGUGGCAUCGACGUUCACACCCGCUUCCAGAUGCCCGACCGGGGAAUGAUAGCAGCUGAUGACUUCUACCAGGGCACACGAGCUGCUCUCGCUGGCGGCACCACUAUGAUCAUGGAUCAUGUGGUCCCAGAGCCGGGGGUCAGUCUGAUCGCUGCCUUUAACCAGUGGAGGGAGUGGGCUGACCACAAGUCCUGCUGCGAUUACUCUCUGCAUGUGGACAUCACAGAGUGGCACAAGGGCAUGCAGGAGGAGCUCGAGGCGCUGGUCAAAGAUCACGGUGUCAACUCUUUCCUGGUCUACUUGGCCUACAAGGACAUUUUCCAGCUAAAUGACUCCCAGAUGUAUGAGGUGUUCAGUGUGAUCAGGGACUUGGGAGCCAUCGCCCAGGUGCAUGCAGAGAACGGGGACAUCAUUGCUGAGGAGCAGAAGAGGAUUCUGGGAUUGGGUAUCACUGGUCCAGAGGGACACGUUCUGAGCCGUCCAGAGGAGGUGGAGGCUGAAGCCGUCAACCGGGCUGUGACCGUCGCCAAUCAGACCAAAGGAAAAAAGUAGCUCUUAAAUCUAGCUCUUAAAAGCGGUCUAGUGAUUCUGACCCAGUGUUUUUUCUCGGCAGGUACCGUGGUGUACGGGGAACCUAUCACAGCCAGUUUGGGGACAGAUGGCACUCACUACUGGAGCAAGAACUGGGCCAAAGCUGCAGCCUACAUCACAUCUCCACCCCUCAGCCCCGACCCCACCACCCCGGACUAUCUCAACUCCCUGCUGGCCUGCGGUGAUCUGCAGGUGACUGGCAGUGCUCACUGCACCUUCAGCACCUCCCAGAGGGCCGUGGGAAAGGAUAAUUUCACCUUCAUCCCGGAGGGAACAAACGGUACUGAGGAGAGAAUGUCCAUCAUCUGGGACAAGUGUGUGGUGACAGGUAAGAUGGAUGAAAACCAGUUUGUGGCCGUGACGAGCACCAAUGCUGCAAAGAUCUUUAAUCUGUACCCACGGAAGGGCCGCAUCGCUGUGGGCUCUGAUGCUGACCUGGUGCUCUGGGACCCAGACACUACCAAAAUCAUCUCUGCUAAGAGCCACCACCUGGCGGUGGAGUACAACAUCUUUGAGGGGACUGAGGUGCGUGGAGCUCCUCUGGUGGUGAUCAGCCAGGGCAAGAUCGUCCUGGAGGACGGGAACCUCCACACCACUGAGGGCUCUGGACGCUACAUCACUCGUAAACCCUUCCCAGACUACGUCUACAAGAGGAUAAAGGCCCGCAGCAGGCUUGGUGAGCUGUGUGGAGUCCCGCGAGGUCUGUAUGACGGCCCGGUGUGUGAGGUCACGGUGACACCUAAGGUCAUGACCCCUGUCACCUCCAGUAAGACUUCUCCAGUCAAACACACUCCUCAACCGGUUCGCAACCUGCAUCAGUCUGGAUUCAGUCUAUCUGGGGCUCAAAUUGACGACAACAUUCCUCGUCGUACCACUCAGCGCAUUGUGGCGCCCCCAGGUGGCAGGGCCAACAUUACCAGCCUGGGAUAAAAUCAUUUUCUUAUUACAGAGAUAAAAGGAUGGGGUGGGAUGGGGGUUAAAGAAACUUGGGCUUUUCCUCCGGGAUCGGUCCAGACGUCUGGACUGCGUCCCAACAAGCACACCUCUACUUCCUCCUACACUUCUGUCCAUUCAUCCAACCCUAACACCCAUCCUUUUAACUCUAGCAUCCUGUUUUUGAGUGCAUCUUUCUUAGAUUAAUAAGUUUCAGGAUGACUUGGCAUUGGUAUUGGAAUGUCAGAUAUGUUGUGCUAUUUCACUUGACUACGUUCUGAACAGCAUACUAAUAAUUCUUCAGUAUGUAUACCGUGCAUAGUGAGGGGUAUCUGUUUGCAUGGAACGACAUUCUACAUGCAAAAUGUGCAUUAUGCAACAGAGCAUACUGUACUGUGUACUGUAUCCCAAAAUACAAUGCAACCUUUAAUUUCUCAUGUGACGAAUGAACUGGAAAUAAUGUCAUCUUUUUUCUUAUUUGUUAUUUGGUCAUAAAUUAGGAUUUAUUUUAUUUUUUUUUUACAUGCAAUUGGAUUAAAAUGCAAAAUUACUGUAUUUAUUAACGCCUUCAUAAAUGUGACGUAAACAUGCAAUGCGUGCUUUGAAAAACAAACACUGUUGUUUUUGGCCAAGUGGUCCUGAAACUUAUCCGGCUAACCAAGUAAUCUACAGUCAAAGAACAGGAACUACCCAGCUAACAAGAAUAUGUUCUAAGAACGUUUUGCCAAUGUUUGCAUUAAGUUACUGUUCUCUGAACAUUCCAAAUGGCCAGUUUAAAAAAAAAAAAAACAUUAUGGGAAUGUUACUUUUGAAUGUUCUCUGAACAUUCUUAAACUAGCAGUAACGGAUAAAAAAUGUUAGACAAAUGUGGCACUAAAAUGUUUCAGAAAAACGUUCCAUGACUGAUGUAUAAAUAACGUUUUUUGUGUUAAGGAUUAAUAUCAUUAUUAAAGACCGCUUUGAAUGAACAUUUUAUUCUUGCCAGAACGUUCUGAUAACGUUUUGUUAGCGAGGCAGUAUUAUCCGUCAUUUGCCGCCGUACUUUAAUGUUAUUAUUUGUUUGCAUUCUGGAAAUGAACAGCACAAAACUCCCGCCUGUAUGGUUUAGUGUUAAACGUGCUGUCGUCAUGUUGAUUUGUUGUUUUUUUCCUUGUAGGAAGAGUCGAUGAGUUAUUUAUUGUUUAGGAUUCAAACCACAUUUGCAUUUUACAUUUUGCAAAAGUGUCAACUCUUCCACAAAUGCCUGAUUUAUUACAAGUUUUUAGAAUGUUGUUUUAUAAUGAACUUAAUAGUGGGAUUAUUUUUUUAUUUUAUUAUUUUCUAUGCAUGUUAUGAUUUCGGUUUCAGGUCAGUGUUUCAACGCUUCCUGAAGUCCCUCACGUUUGUCUUCCUCACGUUUUUGCACUUUGUUAUUUUCUCUCAGUAUUAUUUAAAUGGUGUUUUGGAGAUGUUUAAAGCAAAAAAAAAAAAAAGAUUAACAGUGGUGUUUUUGGCCGUGGUGCGCAGUCCUGUGGGGUUUUGGUGUGAGUUGAAUUCACUCAUUUUUCGCUGUAAAUGUCAAACUGUCCAUUCCUACUUUGUCCCACAGUUUUCACGAAGAGGGUCUCACCAGAAACAAUACAAUACAGUUGAGAAUAUAAAGAAAAACUCUCUGUGUGAACAGCAGAUCGAGAGGGAGGUGCUCUUUUCACCCUUUCAUUUCGGUUUAGGAGGAAGGUGGUUUCUAUAGCAACGGUCCCGAUCACUCGGGGUGGAUGCUGAUUAGAUACAACAGCCGUGCCGUUCUGGAGCGUUGCCCCGGUAACCUCUUCACACCGGGGGUUUAUUCUUGCGGUGGAUCUCGGAUCUCACCCCCUGCUGUUCCGUCCCGCAACAGAACCGACCUUUACCGUGAGGACAUUUUAAAGGAUGCAGUGAUUGUCCGUCAUGUGUAAGGUUGAUCAGUGUUAUUCUGAAUUAAACGUCAGGUCACAAUGCUUUUCUUGCGUUGCAGUUCUGCUUUGUUUUUAUAAAUUGACUUGCCUGCCUAUUCACCAAGUGAUACAGUUCUUGAUUAAUGUCUGUGAGCGUUGUUAUGACAAGCUGAGCAUUUCUCAUGGAAGAUACGUACACAAUUCAUCCUUCUUAAUGUCUUUGAUUGUUACAAUAAAAUGCAGUUGUGAACAAAAGCCUGUA